UUUCGUCUCCCACUCUCGGUGUCUCUCCAUUUCAAAUUUCGUAUUAGGGUUUUAGAACUUUUGAAUUUAAAUUUAAAAUUUAACGAUGUCGUUGAGGCCGAGCGAGAGGACGGAGGUCCGCCGGAACCGCUACAAGGUGGCGGUGGAUGCGGAUGAGGGACGCCGGAGGAGAGAGGACAACAUGGUGGAGAUCCGCAAGAACAAGAGAGAAGAAAGCUUGCAGAAGAAGCGACGUGAAGGCCUUCAGAACCAGCAACUGCCAGCUUCUGUUCACGCUUCAACUGUGGAGAAAAAGUUGGAAAAUCUACCAGCUAUGAUAGCUGGUGUUUGGACAAAUGAUGGUAAUCUACAGCUUGAGGCAACAACUCAGUUCAGGAAAUUGCUGUCAAUUGAACGGAGCCCUCCUAUUGAGGAGGUUAUACAAGCCGGUGUUGUUCCUCGUUUUGUUGAGUUUCUUGUCAGGGAGGACUUUCCGCAACUCCAGUUUGAAGCUGCUUGGGCUCUUACAAACAUUGCUUCUGGAACAUCUGAGAACACGAAGGUGGUUAUUGAUCAUGGGGCUGUCCCAAUAUUUGUAAAACUUCUUGCUUCUCCUAGUGAUGAUGUUCGCGAGCAGGCUGUGUGGGCGCUGGGUAAUGUAGCUGGUGACUCUCCUAGAUGCCGUGAUCUUGUUCUUGGCCAUGGAGCUUUGCAGCCUCUAUUGGCACAAUUGAAUGAAAGUGCAAAGCUUUCCAUGCUCAGAAAUGCUACUUGGACUCUUUCAAAUUUUUGUCGAGGCAAGCCUCAGCCACCGUUUGAUCAGGUUAAGCCUGCACUCCCAGCUCUUGCACGUCUUAUUUAUUCGAAUGAUGAGGAAGUUUUGACUGAUGCAUGCUGGGCACUCUCAUAUCUUUCUGAUGGUACAAAUGACAAAAUCCAAGCUGUUAUUGAAGCGGGUGUGUGUCCUCGUCUGGUUGAAUUUCUCAUGCAUCCUUCUCCCUCUGUGCUUAUACCUGCUCUUCGAACUGUUGGUAAUAUAGUCACUGGGGAUGAUAUGCAAACUCAGUGCAUUAUCAGCCAUCAAGCAUUGCCUUGCCUUUUAAAUCUUUUGAGUAAUAAUUAUAAAAAGAGCGUCAAGAAGGAAGCUUGUUGGACUAUCUCAAAUAUCACGGCUGGCAACAAAGAGCAAAUUCAGGCUGUGAUUGAUGCUAACAUCAUCGGGCCUCUUGUUUAUCUGCUUCAAAAUGCUGAGUUUGAGAUUAAGAAAGAGGCUGCCUGGGCAAUCUCAAAUGCUACAUCUGGUGGUACUCGUGAUCAAAUCAAGUACCUUGUGAAUGAAGGUUGUAUCAAGCCCUUGUGUGAUCUCCUCACUUGUCCUGAUCCCCGAAUUGUCACGGUCUGUUUGGAAGGCCUUGAAAAUAUCUUGAAGGUGGGAGAGGCAGAUAAGAAUUUGGGAAACAAUGGUGGGGUAAAUCUGUUUGCUCAAAUGAUUGAUGAUGCUGAGGGAUUAGAAAAAAUUGAGAAUUUACAAUCGCAUGACAACAAUGAGAUUUAUGAGAAGGCUGUAAAGAUUCUUGAGACGUAUUGGUUAGAUGAGGAGGAUGAGACAAUGCCACCUGGCGAUGCUUCUCAACCCGGUUUCCAAUUUGGAGGCAGUGAGACUCCUAAUGCCCCAUCUGGCGGAUUCAAUUUCAGCUAGAGGAGUUUUCACUGCUUGUACUUGGAAGUUCUGAUGAAGUAUGUUGAGAUAAUGUUUGGCUGGUUGUCGUUUGUGGUCCUGUUUGGUCCGGUCUUAGGUGUAUUUGAGUUUGGAUGAUUGACUGGCUUGAAUUUUGAGUAUGGCCAGGUUACCAAGGCUACAGACAAAAGAUACGCAUCUGGAUGUCGGAUGAGUAGGUCAUUGACUGGUACAAUAGGUUCAUUGAAUCAGUCUGUUUUCAGCAAGUAGGUCAUCCGUGGAGAUUGGCUGUCAUAAAACAGAAAAAAAAUAGGUGGUCUAUUUAUAAUUUGUCUGAAGGCUAUCCUGUUGUUGCUUUUACGCAAUUGCCGUUGGAUACUAUGAACGUUUGAGUAUUCUUUUUGUCUACACUGCAAAUUUCUAUUGCCUGGUCAGUCAUUUGUUGCCGUGAAAUUAUGGUUCUAGCAUAGUUUGGGUAUAGAUACUGUCUACCUGUUGUGUGGAAAGCUGUCCAAAACUCCUAUAUUUAUUGCAAAUCUCUUAUCGAUUACGAUCUUUAAAUCAAAAUGCUUUUACCUUUUGUGUCC
Messenger RNA from Mangifera indica (mango), 2244 nucleotides. Its product is annotated as importin subunit alpha-2-like. Gene Ontology annotation, cellular component: nucleus; cytoplasm. Bases 86 to 1678 code for a protein of 530 amino acids. Gene Ontology annotation, biological process: NLS-bearing protein import into nucleus. The record is from RefSeq and is a predicted model, not a curated record. Lineage: Eukaryota; Viridiplantae; Streptophyta; Magnoliopsida; Sapindales; Anacardiaceae. The transcript has 11 exons. Gene Ontology annotation, molecular function: protein binding; nuclear import signal receptor activity.